Actinia tenebrosa (Australian red waratah sea anemone) is the source of this 3520-nucleotide messenger RNA. Its product is annotated as voltage-gated inwardly rectifying potassium channel KCNH6. Gene Ontology annotation, biological process: regulation of membrane potential; potassium ion transmembrane transport. The record is from RefSeq and is a predicted model, not a curated record. Gene Ontology annotation, molecular function: inward rectifier potassium channel activity. Lineage: Eukaryota; Metazoa; Cnidaria; Anthozoa; Actiniaria; Actiniidae. Gene Ontology annotation, cellular component: plasma membrane.
GAUAAUAAAAAUAAUAGAGAAUCAAGAGAAAAAGAAGAGUCGAGGAAACUCUGGAGAGAAUGUACUGUUGUUCGCUACGAGGACGACCAUAACCACGACUCCAGCUAUAUUCUCAUCGCUKGUCGCUGCGAACAACGUCAAAAUGCCUCGAGUUGAUCGACACAGUUUCAAGCUAAGGAAUCCUUCCUACAACCCCCACCUUGGUAUACGAGGAUUGGUUGUCAUGACUUCACUAGGGAACAACGCUCCGAACAGAGCGUUUACCAACGGAUGUAUCAUCCGCCAUGACGCCAUCUUCAAAGCUGCAUGGGACUGGUUCAUUCUUAUCCUUGUCAUGUACACAGCAAUCGAAAUACCAUAUUCCGCCGCAUUCCUACUUCCCGACGAAAUACGCUCCAGAAAGCAUCCCCCGGAUCGAUUCUCAGCGUUACUGAAUGGCUCCCCCCUGGCAGUUUGUAAUCUAUGCGUGGAUCUUAUUUUUGUCGUAGAUAUCCCUAUUAACUUCAGGUCUACUUACAUCAACGAGGGAACGGAGGAACUGGUCACUCAGCCAAAGAGAAUUGCAUGGCAUUACUUCAGGAGCUGGUUUAUGAUUGAUCUACUAUCUGCCAUACCCUUUGAAUUUAUGAUUGACACAGAAAAAGAAGGGGCCACAACACUAAUGGGUUUGCUCAAAACAGCUCGACUUCUUCGAUUAGUCCGAGUGGUGCGAAAACUCGACCGAUACUCCGAGUAUGGUCAAGCCGUCAUCAUAUUACUAACAUGCUUAUUCCUACUCGUCGCUCAUUGGCUAGCAUGUAUCUGGCAUGCUAUUGGUGAAGCAGAGUAUGGGAAAUAUGAUUAUGGUUGGAUUACCAGGCUCUCUCGUCAGAUCAGCGGCUCGUGUAAUACAAGUGUCACUGGUGAAAGCCCUAGCGCCGAGACACGCUACGUCACAGCUCUUUAUUUUACCAUGACCAGUUUAUCUAGUGUUGGGUUUGGAAAUAUUUCACCGAAUACCAAUGCAGAGAAAGUUUUCUCUAUUUGUGUUAUGAUUGUUGGCGCUUUGAUGUACGCAUCCAUAUUUGGUAACAUGACAGCCAUCAUCCAAAGACUCUAUUCCCAGACCUCUCGCCAUCACAGGAAUCUGAGGAUUGUACGAGACUUUAUAAGGUUUUAUAAAAUACCGGCCAACCUUCGCGACGACUUGGAGGAAUACUUUAGACACGAGUGGUCUUAUACGAAAGGAGUUGACAUCGAUAAGGUACUAAAUCGGUUUCCAGAAUCUCUACAAGCCGAUAUCUGUGUACAUCUUCAUAAGAAACUUUUUGCAGAGUGUACUGCUUUUCGCGGUGCAAGUGAGGGAUGUCUUCGUGCUCUGUCGAGGCGCUUCGACAUCCGGAGAUUGCUUCCAGGACAGUACCUCAUAAAACAAGGCGAUGAAGUAAAGAAGCUGUAUUUCAUAGCUAAAGGUUUUAUGGAAGUUAUACGUGAUGGGAAAAUCAUACUUGUCCUCGGAAAAGGAGACGUGAUUAGCUGUGAAUAUGGCUCGUUCGCGUGCACAACAUUCGUCCCUGCUAAAGCUAACGCAAGCCUAUUGGUUCAAACUUAUUGUCAAAUCCACGUGGUCGAUUGGCAGGACUUACUAGCUGUGCUCAAGGUCUACUCAGACUUCCGAGAAAACUUUACGCAUCAUUUGAAGCUAGCUUACAACCUUGGAAAUGUAGAAGAGGAGGAUAAUUUUGAGGAGUAUUUGAGUUCCGAAGCAAGUCCUGGUAUCGUYGAUCUUAACCACAUCGAGAUGAAACCUCUACGCUCAAAGAACAGGAAUCCUAAAACGAGCUCAGCACGCGUACCUGACCUUUCAGUCAUAGAGAACAAAAUCGACAAACUCGAGCUAAAGAUGGACGAAAUUGAUAAGAAAUUCUCGGAUAUGAUGAGCAAAAUUUUGCCUUUUAUCAAGAGGAUGACAGAAAAAACAGCAGCGGGAGAUAGAAUAACAGAGGACGUGGAUUAUGAAUGUUAAGCUAUUUUUAUGGCACAAGAUAAGUAUUUAUAAGAAAAUUAAUUAUAGUGCUUCUUUAUUCUUUUUUAAAACACACUUCACUUUGAAUGGCAAAGGAAUUGCGGAACAUAUGAAUAAAGCAUAUUUUGGAAAUUCAACUUAAGUAAACAAAUUAAAUCAAGUUUAUAUUACAGUCAAGGAGCAGUUGAAUAAAACAAAGAUAUUAAAUUCACCUUUGAGCGCUGGCCCAAAACGUGUYGCAUUGUGUUACGGUCACCAAAAAGUUCGGACAUCAUUCUAGGAUUCCCAUACAACUUCACUGAAUUUAAAAAGAAAAUUCAGGUCUAUUUCUUUAGUUACUUUUCUAAAUAGGAGUAAAAGCUUUAAUCAAGUUAGAAAAAUGAUAUUUUGCUUGUAUAUAGAGAGCUAACUAAACAAACCGAGUAAAUAAUUUGUUCAAAAGUCAGUACAUUGGUCUGGAAAUCUUCUUGGUGACCGUAACAUAAUCCAACACGAUUUAUACCACGUGAUGGGUAGCGCUGAAGAGGGAAAUUGAAUAGAACCCUUUUUGUCUUGGGCCUAAUCUUUUCCCAGUUUCAGACCACGUGACAUUCUCUUUAUAAUAGGAUACUUUAAAUUUAGUGUUUUGAGUUGUGUCCAUAUUCAUGUUUCUUCUCAUGCACAACUGUUAAACAAAGAAAUAAUAUUAUAGGGAAUGACACGUGGCCUGGUCUGAAAUGGCCAAGCUAAAGAGGUUUAUUAACGUMGCCAUGGAUUUGAGCUUUUCUAUCAGUUUUCUGUGUACAAAACCCGUGUAAAAAGGAAGGAUUUUAGGAUACUAAAAUGAUAAUCCAAAUAUGGAUCGAAAAGAGAGGUGAAAAAUGAGCCAUAGAGUUUGCAUGUUGAAUUGAAUGGUCAAGAAAUGAGGUACACUUGAGUUAAGCUUAAAUUUACCCGGCGUYGUUAUGUUCAGCUUGUCGUCACGUGAUCAUUUGUCUCCUGAUUGGAUGAUAGAUUCUUAAUGCCAACCAGAAGGAGUUGCUUUCAUUACUGCUAUUUCGGAUGCAAAUUUUCACUGGCAAUUUUACUGGUUUUUUUUAUGACAAUCAAUUCAAAUUAACCUCUUCGCCGGCGUAUAAUCCAACAUCACAGUCCUACGAGUCUGCUAUAAACAGGUGUUACCAUAGAGAGUCACUACAAUGCAAUAUCUAAGCAAAUGAAGACAGUCGAUAUCAGACAGUGAGACCCGCCUGGUCAUAAAUACAGUAAUGGCCAGAAAAUAUAGGAAAUCCCCAAAGGCACAUGAGGAGUAAAAUUGUACUUUAACUUAUGAGCUAAAAGUAAUUACAAGAUAUUUUGAAACAGAUAUAUAUAUACAUAUAGUGCUUAUAUGUCGGUAAUCAAUUUCUCUCUGUAAGAUAUACUUUUGUCUAUUUAUUACUCAGUACUAAUAUCAUUAAUAUUAAUAAUAUUUAUAAUUUAUGAAAGACCUCGUUGCUUGAGGUUUGCCCACUGCCAAAAAAAAAAAAACCAACA